Molecule: messenger RNA, 2350 nt
Organism: Argiope bruennichi
Lineage: Eukaryota; Metazoa; Arthropoda; Arachnida; Araneae; Araneidae
Exons: 2
Coding region: 81-701 (206 amino acids)
Source: RefSeq, a predicted model, not a curated record
UUACCUUGAUGUAUCGUUUGUAGAUAGUUUCAAAGCAGGUGGUUCUUGGUUAACUUCAUGCGAUUAUUUUCACAUUCAAAAUGAUUUGUAUAGAAAAUGGUUACAGGAUUACAAAAUAUUUCCUGUUUAAUGCUUUAAUUCUUUUUCCUCUAUGUUUUGCACAAGACGAAAUAGAGCUAAGAUUGGAGAAUCAUGAUUGGAAACCUCCAAGAAGACAUCUAUUGUGGAGAAGUAGUUCAUCUAGCAUGACUGGUCCAGAACUGGCAGUUUACAUAAUCGCAGUGGUAAUUAUUACCUUUAUAUCGAUAUGCUGUAAAUACUGCAUUAGAGAGGGAUGUGAACCAACAGAUAAUUACAGAGAUGCAGUUGUUCACCCGCCACCAAGAAAUCCUACAGUUCCUAUUGCACCAUCAUCUGGCAGAAGACUACUAAAUCCUCCAAGAUCUAGUGGUUCAAUCAUUUUGCCACCCGAAGAUGGAGUAUUUGCAGUUGAUUUAACAGGAAUAGAAAAUCCUAAUUAUAAUCCUUCGAUUCAUUUGGCAGUGCCUAGUUACCAUCCAUCUACAGCGCCACAAUUUUCAAUGAAUGAGCCAAACAAUGAAAAUCCAACACCUAUACUGGACUUGCCGCCUUCUUACGAAUCAGUUGUUAAAACGCAAAAUUCUGAAUUCUCAAAAGUUUUUGAUAAAUCUCCGAAAUAGAACUCAAUAUUGAGAACGGUAAACACCAAUUAAUUUUACAGAUAUUCAGAUAACUGCAGUGCACAUUGUCAAAACUGGCAUUCAAAAGAAGUAUUACUUGUGAAUGAGUGUUUCCUACUAAUGAUGCGUUGUACUUUCCAAGAAAUUCAGCAUAUAAAUAACUGUUAAAUGAAAACAUUUAGAUCUUCAUAAAGAUUUUCAUUCGCAGACUGAAGUGAGAACAUCAAGAAAAUCACUAAAAAGGAUUUUAAAAAAUGUAGUCUACUAUUUUGAAGAGGACAGCUAUAAUAUACAAAUAGCCAGUUUCUGAGUGAUUUUUAAGUACAAUUAAAGUCAAAUCUUUUAAAGAAAUUAUCGUCUUUUCCAGGAAAUUGCUUUUAUUUUAAUUUCCACUUAUUUAUCAAUGAAUUCGCAAGUCUAAUAUUAGUAUUUAAGACAGAAUUUAUAGAAAUUAACAAGAAAAUUACUUAUCUUACAUGAUUAGUUUUUAAUACCUGAAAUGAAACAUCUUUGAUCAUAUUAAUGCUACGUAGCAUACUGAAAGUAAGGGCCUUUUCUUUAAACACGAAUUUUAAGUUGACGGCAAUUACUAUUAACAAAAUAAAGUUAAUUAAAAAAUUUAAUAAAAAUUAAAAUCGGCAUAUGCAGAUUCCCUUCUAAUCUUGCCCUAAUGGCUAAUUUCUAAAUCUAUAGAAAUAGAUAUACAGUUCCAGUUUAUUAAACAUUAAAUUUUGUAAUGAAUUAUAUCUUAGCUCAAUAAAUGUACAACUGAAAUAAUUAUGAAAUCUGUAUUAUUCUUACAAAAACUCCCGGUUGUAUUAGUCAUAACUUUUAAAAUAUUCUUAACAACCCAAGAUUUUAAGAAAAGUUAUAAAGCUUUUAACUUCAUUAUUUAUGAUCAAUCAAAGUUCACUUCGAAGAAAUGGAAUCCGUUAAUUUGGUGUUCUUUCUUGAUUAAACUAUUGAAAUUGCUUAAAAUAGUCUAAAAUAAUGAUAUUAAAAGCUGAAUAACUCUCCCAAUUUUGGCAGCAGAAGAAUUUUUUUUUUGUUUAAAAUCGUAGUGUACCAAGAAUAUUUUAUUAAAUAUAACUGACAGGAAUGAGGAUUAGAUAAAGGUUAAGAUUUUGUAAGUUUUCAGCAUUACAUUUAUUGAUUGAAGCAACAUAAAAUAAAAUUGUAUAAGAUAUAUAAAGACUUCUUCCAAAUGGAAUUCCAUAUAUAUCUCUAAUGGUUUACAAAUUAAUACUCUGUAUAUUAUUUAAAGGAAACCAGAAAAAUUCCUCUUAAGGGAAAAUAUCUCCGUUUUUUAAAUGCCUUUAUCUUUAAUCACUAUAUAAUUCUAGCUUAUCCUUUUAAAAUGAAAAUAUCAAUUAUUCCAGUUUUACACCCCAGAAGCAAAUGACUUCUAAAAACUUUAUUUGCUCUUAAUACUUUUAAAAUAUUCCACUUAUGACUUUAAAAAAUUUUAAAUUUUGCAUUUAGAAUUUGCAUGAAUUGCGUGUUUUGGAAUUUAGGUAAAUUUAAAAAAAUAGAAAGAGGUUGGAAGAAUUUUUCAUUUGCUUUGUUAAAAACUGAUGUGUGAUAAUAAUACUAUCUCAAUGUAUUUAUUUCAUAUUUAUGUUAUAUUGUAGUUAUAUAUAGAGUAAAAC